CUCUAAAUUCGAGCACGUUGAAUAGUGAUCGUCGUCGUCGGCGUUUGCCUUCGGCGUGCGCCCUGUGUAGUGGUAACGUCGUCACAGUACUUUCCGCCGCUGAGAUGUUGAAAUUCCGGAGAUUAUUUCCACGACCUUGCUCGAUCAUCGGAAUGAUCCAUGUAGAAGCGCUGCCUGGAACGCCGAGGUACAAAGGACCCGUUGAGAAGAUCAUAGAAGAUGCAGUGGAGGAGGCUUCGAUAUAUGCCAAGUAUGGCGCGGAUGGCAUCCUGGUUGAGAACAUGCACGACAUCCCUUACGUUAAGAAGAAGGACCUGUCGCCGGAAAUCGUGACUCUAAUGACGAGAAUUUGUACAGAAGUUAGGAAAGUGGUGCCAGGAAACACAGUGUGCGGCGUUCAGAUCUUAGCGGGAUGCAACCGAGAGGCGAUCGCGGUUGCUAAAGCUGCGGGAUUUCAAUUUAUCAGGGCCGAGGGAUUCGUCUUCUCUCACGUGGCAGACGAAGGCUUUAUGGACGCAAGUGCCGGGACUCUGUUGAGAUAUAGAAGGCAAAUCGACGCGGAAGACGUCCUCGUCUUUGCCGAUGUCAAGAAGAAACACAGUUCGCACGCCAUCACUUCCGACGUAACUCUGCUAGAGACGGUAAAAGCGGCGGAAUUCUUUCUGGCCGAUGGAAUUAUAUUAACCGGUAGAGCGACUGGCGAGGAAGCGAACAUGCAGGAUCUCACAGAAGUGCGGAAGUGCGUGGCGGAGCGGCUACCGGUGCUGAUCGGUUCAGGAGUGACGUUGGACAACGUGGGCAAUUACACGGCAGCCGCGGACGCGCUGAUCGUAGGAUCGUACUUGAAGACGGCCGGCCGGUGGGAAAACUCGCUUGACGCGCACAGAGUUCAGGCGCUGGUCGAGUACUUAAAAAGCCGACAGCAACAACAAUCGUCGUAGAAGCGGCGACGACGUUUGGCGCGGCUGACCGACCAGCGAG
Messenger RNA from Harpegnathos saltator (Jerdon's jumping ant), 981 nucleotides. RefSeq lists its product as uncharacterized. Lineage: Eukaryota; Metazoa; Arthropoda; Insecta; Hymenoptera; Formicidae. The record is from RefSeq and is a predicted model, not a curated record. The transcript has 6 exons. Bases 105 to 941 code for a protein of 278 amino acids.